Molecule: messenger RNA, 1638 nt
Organism: Hippopotamus amphibius kiboko
Lineage: Eukaryota; Metazoa; Chordata; Mammalia; Artiodactyla; Hippopotamidae
Gene: CHAD
Product: chondroadherin
Exons: 4
Coding region: 35-1114 (359 amino acids)
Cellular component (GO): extracellular matrix
Molecular function (GO): protein binding
Source: RefSeq, a predicted model, not a curated record
GCUGCCCCCAGCCCCGGCCCCAGGCGUCCCGGCCAUGGCCCGCCCGAUGCUCUUGCUCAGCCUCGGCCUCCUGGCCGGCCUGCUGCCGGCGCUGGCCGCCUGCCCCCAGAACUGCCACUGCCACGGUGACCUGCAGCACGUCAUCUGCGACAAGGUGGGGCUGCAGAAGAUCCCCAAGGUGUCAGAGAAGACCAAGCUGCUCAACCUACAGCGCAACACCUUCCCAGUGCUGGCUGCCAACUCGUUUCGGGCCAUGCCUAACCUCGUGUCGCUGCACCUGCAGCACUGCCAGAUCCGCGAGGUGGCCGCUGGCGCCUUCCGCGGCCUCAAGCAGCUCAUCUACCUGUACCUGUCCCACAACGACAUCCGCGUGCUGCGCGCGGGGGCCUUCGACGACCUGAGCGAGCUCACCUACCUCUACCUGGACCACAACAAGGUGACUGAGCUGCCCCGGGGGCUGCUCUCCCCGCUGGUCAACCUCUUCAUCCUGCAGCUCAACAACAACAAGAUCCGAGAGCUGCGCUCGGGCGCCUUCCAGGGUGCCAAGGACCUGCGCUGGCUCUACCUGUCGGAGAACUCACUCAGUUCCCUGCAGCCCGGCGCUCUGGACGACGUGGAGAACCUCGCCAAGUUCUACCUGGACAGGAACCAGCUGUCCAGCUACCCCUCAGCUGCUCUGAGCAAGCUGCGGGUGGUGGAGGAGCUGAAGCUGUCCCACAAUCCCCUGAAAAGCAUUCCCGACGGUGCCUUCCAGUCUUUCGGCAGAUACCUGGAGACCCUCUGGCUGGACAACACCAACCUGGAGAAGUUCUCUGAUGGUGCCUUCCUGGGUGUGACCACGCUGAAACAUGUCCAUCUGGAGAACAACCGCCUGAACCAGCUGCCCUCCAACUUCCCCUUUGACAGCCUGGAGACCCUCACCCUCACCAACAACCCCUGGAAGUGCACCUGCCAGCUCCGGGGCCUUCGGAGGUGGCUGGAAGCCAAGACCUCCCGCCCUGAUGCCACUUGCGCGUCACCCGCCAAGUUCAGGGGCCAGCACAUCCGUGACACGGACGCCUUCCGCGGCUGCAAGUUCCCCACUAAGAGGUCCAAGAAAGCCGGCCGCCAUUAAACAGGUCUUGACCCAGCCAGUCCUGGUGACUGGUCUCUGCCUUCUGCCGGAGAAACUACUGAUCCUCCCGCCUCUGACCCCCACCUUCUCCCCGCAACCUUUGCUGAUGCACAGAGCUGUCCACACUUAGACGUGUCCUGGCAAGGGACUCGGGCCCUGCAGCACGAACCCAGCUCCACCUGACAGUGAGAGCUCCAUCCUGCCUGGCCCUGUGGCCAUGGCUCCUCUCAGAGAAGCUGUUGCUGAGACCCCCAAGUCCUUUAGAACCAGAACAGGGUGGCCAUCAGGAUGGCCACCCUUCCAGAAUCCUCCUCUCUGCUCCCCUUUCCCUGCCAUUUGGAAACAGACAUCAGAUCCUUGCCCCACCCCUUGCUUCCAGGAAGGGUCUUAAGCCCCUACCCACACCUCUGCCAGCCCCUGCCUGCCAGGACACUCUAGCAGGACACUGGUGCUUUGCCACACAUCCUCCCAUGCUGCAUUUCUUCCCCAGAUUUCUAUAAAUAUACGUUUAUGUGUGUAUAAUA